GGUUUGUACCCCAAAGAGAUCAUUGGCCUGUUCCUCUUCCUCCUGGUGUUCCUGAUCUUCUUGAUUGCCUUCCUGGGUAACUCAACCAUGAUUCUCCUUAUCUAUGUGGAUCACCAUCUCCACAUUCCCAUGUACUUUCUACUCAGUCAGCUCUCCCUCAUGGACCUAAUGUACAUUUGUUGUACAGUUCCCAAGAUGGUGGUCAACUACUUGUCUGGGGAAAAUUCCCUUUCCUUUGUGGCUUGUGGCUUCCAAAGUUUCUGGUUUUUAGUCACAGCAGGUGGUGAAGGAUUACUGCUGGCAUCCAUGGCCUAUGACCAGUAUGUGGCCAUUUGCCAUCCCCUCCAUUAUCCUAUUCUCAUGAACAAGAGAAUGUAUUUGCUGAUGAUUGCUGGGUCUUGGGGCUCUUCAUCCAUCAAUUCCAUUUGCCAUUCAGUAUACAUACUCUCUUUGCCCUAUUGCAAGUCCAGAAUCAUUAACCAUUUCUUCUGUGAUGUUCCAGCCGUGGUGGCUGUGGCCUGCAUGGAUAACAGGGUCUAUGAGUAUGCAGUGUUCUUCAGCACCAACCUAUUUCUUUUGGUUCCUUUCCUUGGCAUCAUGGCUUCCUACGGUUGGGUCCUCUAUACUGUCCACCACAUGCACUCAUCACAGGAGAAGAAGAAAGCCUUCACCACCUGCUCUACCCACCUGACUGUGGUCACCUUCUACUAUGCCCCAUUUGUGUACACAUAUCUGAGGCCCUCAGCUCUGCGUUCUCCAGAACAAGACAAGAACUUGGCUGUCUUCUACACCAUUCUCACCCCUAUGCUUAACCCC
Molecule: messenger RNA, 816 nt
Organism: Gracilinanus agilis (Agile Gracile Mouse Opossum)
Lineage: Eukaryota; Metazoa; Chordata; Mammalia; Didelphimorphia; Didelphidae
Product: olfactory receptor 2L5-like
Exons: 2
Biological process (GO): G protein-coupled receptor signaling pathway
Cellular component (GO): membrane
Molecular function (GO): G protein-coupled receptor activity; olfactory receptor activity
Source: RefSeq, a predicted model, not a curated record